AUGUUUGAAAAACGAUCGAAUCAGUCACUGUAUGGCCGUGAUGAAUACGAUCACUACGAUGUCUACGGUUACAACGACCAGGACCAACCAAUGUCCACCGAAGAAAAAGCCCUCGUGAGAAAAAUCGAUUUUUACAUCAUGCCUAUCGUUUGCAUCAUCAAUUGCUUACAGUUUAUCGAUAAAUCAACGCUUAAUUACGUAUCGGCACCGUUGACCCAAGAUCUGGAACUCGUUGGAAACCAAUUCAGUUUGUUAGGAUCCAUCUUUUAUCUGGGAUAUCUGUUAUUUCAGGUUCCCAAUAAUUAUAUGCUGCAACGAGUCAACAUUGGCCGAUACAUCGGCGUCCUGGUGGCAAUAUGGGGCGCUGUACUGGCUUGCUCAGCAGCGGGCAAAACAUUUAGCCAGAUGGCAGCGCUUCGUUUCCUUUUGGGAUUCUUUGAGGCUGGCAUCUACCCUUCGCUCACUCUCCUUAUCAGUACCUUUUACCGUCGUUCCGAACAAAUCGCUAGAUUGGGCGCUUUCUGGCUGUGCAAUGGUAUCGCUCUCGUGGUCGGUGGUCUCAUCAGUUACGGUAUCCUUGCCAUGCCAAACACACUGGGCCUUCACCAUUGGCAAUGGAUCAUGAUUAUUCUCGGUUCGAUCACGGCAUUUAUGGGCCUUUUCUGCUUCUUUUUCCUUAUCGAUAAUCCGAAAUCGCGCGCCUUGGGUCUCAACGCCGAACAAGAAAUUCUCGUCGAAGAACGUACGCGAGACAAUGCUGUCGUACGCACGACCAUGAUCAAACGCGACCAGAUCAUCGAAGCUAUGAAAGAAAUCCGGUUCUGGUGCUUUUGCGUCGCUUGUCUUUUAAUCAAUCUGCAAAACGGCGCCAUCACCAUUUAUAAUACUCAAAUUACCGCAGGCUUCGGUUUUUCGGGCUUAGAGGCUGUGUUGCUCAGUAUUGGCGCGGGAGGAGCCGUCGUUAUCUCCAUCUGUAUUGCUGUUUACAUUGUUCAAAAGACCAAGCAAACCUUGUACACCGCAGUGGGGCUUUUGGUCAUUGAUAUUAUCGGCUUGAUUCUGCUGGAAGUGAUCCCACCGCUUCGCGUCAAAUUGGUCGGUUUUUACUUGUCUUGGACUUAUUGCGCGGCCUACGUUCUGCUGGUGUCUUCCAUCACCAAUAACGUCUCUGGUUAUACCAAAAAAAUCUUUUACAACGGUAUUCUCAUGGUGUUUUACACACUCGGCAACUUUUGUGGACCGCUCAUGAUGAACAGUUCCCCCGCGCCAUCAUAUUUGGGGGCCAUGGUUGGUUACAUCGUGGCCAACUUUGUCGCCGCUAUUUUGCUUUUGAUUGCACGCUGGAGAAUGGCCAUUGUGAAUCAGCGCCGAUUGACCACCUCGUCGGCCAUAAUGACCAACGUCGAAGACGAUCUUAGCGAUGUACAAGAUCCCAACUUCAUUUAUCGUCUUUAA
Radiomyces spectabilis is the source of this 1455-nucleotide messenger RNA. RefSeq names its product major facilitator superfamily domain-containing protein. The transcript has 5 exons. Bases 1 to 1455 code for a protein of 484 amino acids. The record is from RefSeq and is a predicted model, not a curated record. Lineage: Eukaryota; Fungi; Mucoromycota; Mucoromycetes; Mucorales; Radiomycetaceae. Gene Ontology annotation, cellular component: membrane. Gene Ontology annotation, biological process: transmembrane transport. Gene Ontology annotation, molecular function: transmembrane transporter activity.